Molecule: messenger RNA, 1743 nt
Organism: Culicoides brevitarsis
Lineage: Eukaryota; Metazoa; Arthropoda; Insecta; Diptera; Ceratopogonidae
Gene: mTerf5
Product: transcription termination factor 5, mitochondrial
Exons: 2
Coding region: 28-1638 (536 amino acids)
Biological process (GO): regulation of DNA-templated transcription; termination of mitochondrial transcription
Cellular component (GO): mitochondrial matrix
Molecular function (GO): double-stranded DNA binding
Source: RefSeq, a predicted model, not a curated record
GGCAAAUUCUACUGUUUACCUUGCAAAAUGCAAAAUGUAAAAUGUUUUGUGACUCCCAAGAGCUUAAGAUACCGGAGGUUCUCGACUGAUUUUGUGACAGAGGAAAAGUCUGAAGCGAAUAAAAAAUCAUCAAUUAAGCUCUGUAUGGAAUUGUUAGGCAUAAACAGCAGAGAUACAGCUUCCAAGUUUGUUAAGAGACAUCCAGCUUUGCAGUGUCUCGAUCCAAUCAAUGCCACACAUACGUUCAAUAUGCUUGUUUCAAUGAACGUCUCUGUCGAAGACAUCAAGAGGUACCCUUCAGUUUUGAACCUCCAUCCGACAACAUUACAAAACCGAACACAAAUACUAUUGGAAGCUGGAUUCAGAAAAGGCAACAUUCACUUUCAUCAUAUACAAAAAUACCUUUCAAUAUGUAAACAAAGCUUGGAAGUUUUCAAGCUAUACGAUUGGGUUGAUGCUGAUAAGGAUAUACCGGCAUCUCUUCUUGCGUCUUUCGAACUUGAACCUUCUGCCUUAUGCAUUGACUACAAAGCAACACUUUUAGCUGCACGCAAGUCUAUUCUCGAGGAAUAUUUGCGUCGAGUUUUGAAUUUCAACGAUACCGAUGUACAAAAUCAUUGGGAAUCAUAUAAUCGGAUCAAACACAAAAGCGGCGCUUCUAUUUUGGAAAUGGUAAAACUUCUAAAAGACGAAUUGGGGUAUACCAAUGACAUAAUAAAGAACCAUGCCUUUGUGUUGCAUGGCAAUCCAGAAAAUCUUAAGGAAAUUUUGAGACGAUUUGACACGAUAGGCGGAAUACCGACGAAAGAAUUCCUCAUAAAACGACCAAAAGUUUGUAUGGUGAAUCCAGAUUCAAUUUCUGCAACACUGAGUGUUCUUCAAAAAUUUAAUAUUAAUCAUGAACACAUAAAGCACUGUUUAGAUAUCGUGACUCUGUCACCCCAAACGAUCGAAAGACGCCUUACGGAAUUGAAAACUCUCCCAGAUUUUGAGAUAUUGAGUGAUCAUCCGCGCGUUUUAAAACUCGUCAUGUUCCAAACCAAAGCAAAAGCCAGAAUGGAGUAUCUGAAACAAUUAAAGUUCAAAUGUAUCUCUUUGAAUGUUCUGUCGACAUCCAAUUCAAUUUUUGAACGACAUACGAGAGAAGGUGCCGACAAAACUAGCGGGCUUGAUAUUGUGCUAUUUAUUGUGCGUCAUUUUCAAAAGCCCGAAAAGGAAAUACGAGAUAAAUUCGUUAGGCAUCCUCGAUGGAAUUGUGUGCCCUUAUCAGUGAUGAAACAUAAUUUAGAAUUUUUGUUAAAACUUAAUUUCACAAAGGACGAUAUUUAUAAACACAUUUACAUACUUCUUUAUCCAACAGUGCGAAUAGAGGAAAAAUUAAAGCUCAUUGCUAAAGAUGAAAAAUGCAAAAAUGCAACAAAGGCACAAAUAUUAAGUCUCCUUCUGUAUUACAUUGAAUUGGACUAUCAUUUUUCAGGAGAUGCUAUAUGGGUUGACUUUGAUGUACUGCAAGAACCAACAGAUGGGUCAACAGCUGACAUGCUAUCGAUAAAUUUAGUUAAAUUUGGGCAAAAAACUAUCGAUGAAGUAUACCCAUCUCGAGACUAUUCAUACAAAAGAAGUACAUUAAAGAAAUAAAACCAAAUUAUUUUUAAUAAAAAAACGAGCUUUAUUUUUUUUUCUUCAGUUCUGUUGUGCGCUUGAAUAUGUUUUGUAUAUCCAUGUUCACCGGACUUCUUAAAU